GCCGCAGGGGAAGCUAGAUCGUUGUUGAGGAGACGUCCACUCCGGUCCACGCACCGCAGUUGUGAAGAUUCCGGCGUAGAUCUCAAAAAAAGAAAAACGGAUCUGGCUAGAAUCUUCAGACCUAAAAGCCGACUCAGACCCUCUCCAUCUCACCGUAAGCCUCACCGUUUCUCCACGGGAAGCCGAGAUCUUUCUCCAUCGACCGUAAGGGAUCUCCGGAGGUUGUUCACGACCACCACAGAGAACCAAACAUAUCGGCUUAGGUUAAAGACCGAGAGGAAGGGAGCAAAAGGGAAAACGGGAGUGGAGGAAGAGGAGAGCGCCUCCGGCGCGCCAGGAAGCGGCGGUCGGAGCUAGGGUUUCUUCAGGUGGCUGUUUCUUUUUGGGAAAGGAGAGAGGAGAGACGAAAGUGUUUUAGUUAGAAAUUUAUCCUAGAUAUUUUUUCUCGUUACGUGCUUUGUGUUGUUGAUCGUUACAUCAAAACUGUUGACGCAAACAUGAGUUUGUAGAGUUUAAAUCCUUCGACUGAGAAAGUUAGUGAUGUACUCGUUAAUGAAAAUGCGAUCAGACGAUGUCCCCAUGAAGG
Molecule: messenger RNA, 586 nt
Organism: Brassica oleracea var. oleracea
Lineage: Eukaryota; Viridiplantae; Streptophyta; Magnoliopsida; Brassicales; Brassicaceae
Source: RefSeq, a predicted model, not a curated record